Eimeria tenella is the source of this 387-nucleotide messenger RNA. RefSeq lists its product as uncharacterized. Lineage: Eukaryota; Apicomplexa; Conoidasida; Eucoccidiorida; Eimeriidae. The transcript has 4 exons. The record is from RefSeq and is a predicted model, not a curated record. The coding region runs from base 1 to 387 and encodes 128 amino acids.
AUGGGGUCCAUUGUGCAGCCCUCGCGUUUCCUGGACGCGGCAGUUCUUGCUCUUUUCGCAAUGCUUGUUUCCGCGCUUUCUCUUUAUAUGUUCGGGGAGCUCUGGAACGUCGCCCAAGACCCGAAGUUCAGCUCUUGGCGCGUCGGCUUCAUCUUGCAGAAACUCUUCCCCUUCAAGAGGACUUUCGACGUUAACUUGACGCACAUUUUGCUUUUCACAGUUGCCGUUUUGCUGCUGAGUCUGCGCCCCGAGCUCCCCCCUGGGUACGAAGAGAGCAGCAGCAGCAGCAGCAGCAGCCGCAGGGCGAGGACACAGCAGCGGGCUGAGCCUGAAGAGACAGCCCCUCCUGCUGCUGCUGCUGCUUCCCAAAAGAGCAGCAAAAAGUAA